This is a messenger RNA of Arabidopsis thaliana (thale cress), 1565 nucleotides long. It is a transcript of the gene VAP27-1, whose product is annotated as vesicle associated protein. Gene Ontology annotation, cellular component: protein storage vacuole membrane; endoplasmic reticulum membrane. NCBI's taxonomy places the organism in Eukaryota, Viridiplantae, Streptophyta, Magnoliopsida, Brassicales, Brassicaceae. The transcript is spliced from 7 exons. The coding region runs from base 143 to 835 and encodes 230 amino acids. The record is from RefSeq and is marked reviewed.
AUUAGCUCUGUCUAAUCUCUCUCGAUCGACGACUGCUCUCUCUCUGAACCGGAGACGGUGUCACGGGACGAAUCUAAUCGCCGGGAAACCGUUUUUUUUUUCUCUCGGAAAAUCGAUUUGAAUCUCCGGCGAUCUGAUCGGGAUGAGUAACAUCGAUCUGAUUGGGAUGAGUAACCGCGAUCUGAUCGGGAUGAGUAACAGCGAGCUUCUCACCGUCGAGCCUCUCGAUCUUCAAUUCCCUUUUGAAUUGAAGAAGCAGAUCUCUUGCUCUCUCUAUUUGACGAACAAGACCGACAAUAAUGUUGCCUUUAAGGUUAAGACGACGAAUCCGAAAAAGUAUUGUGUUAGGCCUAAUACUGGAGUUGUUCUCCCGAGGUCUACUUGCGAAGUUCUUGUGACCAUGCAAGCUCAAAAGGAAGCUCCUUCCGAUAUGCAGUGCAAGGACAAGUUUCUGCUUCAAGGUGUGAUAGCUAGUCCUGGUGUCACAGCCAAGGAAGUUACUCCUGAGAUGUUUAGCAAAGAGGCUGGACAUCGAGUUGAGGAAACUAAACUGAGAGUUACUUAUGUUGCUCCACCACGACCACCAUCACCGGUUCACGAAGGAUCUGAAGAGGGUUCUUCACCCAGGGCUUCUGUCUCAGAUAAUGGACAUGGUUCUGAAUUUUCGAUUUUCAUGUUUAAUUUUAGUUUGAGAGAUUUAUCGUGGACAACAAGGCUGGACAUCAAGAAAACACAUCUGAGGUAUUUUUCACAAUUCUUCCAAGUUUGUCACCGUCAAAACCAUGUGACAUCAUCUUUUGCUUUUGCUCUGUUUAAAACUGAUUUUUGGAGGUAGCUUUACUGGAAAGUUGCCUUUUAGGCUGAUUUACUAGGUUGAGAAUCUUUCUUUAUGUUGAUUACUUAAAAGGUUCACUACAUUUUUAGAAGCCUGUCCAGUGCUCAAGCCGUCCAUUAAUUGUCUUUUUGUGCACCAAAUCCUCGUAGAUGUUAUUUUGACACAGUUACCACUUACUAUACACUAUUUUGCUUCAGUCAUUCUACAUUAUUUCUAUUACCGCUGAAUUUUGUAUGAUUUCAGGCGAGGGCACUCAUUACCAAGCUAACCGAAGAAAAACAGUCUGCCAUUCAACUGAACAACAGACUUCAAAGAGAACUGGAUCAGUUAAGGCGUGAAAGCAAAAAGAGCCAAAGUGGUGGUAUCCCAUUCAUGUACGUUCUUUUGGUCGGACUCAUCGGUCUAAUUUUGGGAUACAUUAUGAAGAGGACAUAAACCACCCACCUUGAAAUUAAUCCCUCACCCGCCACGAAGGAAAAAAAAAAGACUUUUAACUCUUUUCAGUCGGACAUUUUUUUCUCUUCUGUAUUUGUCAAUUUCGCCUUAAAAAGGUGUCCUAGAAGAUUUGUGUUUCGUAACUCAGUUUGCUAUGUUUUUUUCAACUUUUGUAAUCCAAAUGACUUUGCGUUGGUUCUUUCUCCACUAAUUCUCUUAUAUUUCUUAACUUCAUUUUCCAUCUCAAACCUUCCUCCGUGUCUGCAUUAGUCAGUGUAUGUAUAUGUUUGUUCCA